AAAGUUUGGAUCAAACGGUGGAAGAUGAAAAAGAUUCUGGAAUUAAAAUAUAUUUUAUGCAUGACGAUGGUGAUCGAUUUGAAGAAAUUGAUCGCAGUAGACUCCAAAGUGAAGGUGACGGUAGUGAUUCAGAUAUUCUCGAAAUUAUUUUGGAAUCUGUAUCAAAAAGCAAGGGUAAUGUAUUAAACGAAAAUCACGGCUCACACAGCCACCAAGCACAUCUAAAUCAAUUAUAUGAAGACGCGAAGGCUGAUGAUGAAUCUGAAACUAAGGAAGAUAAUAAACAGCCUACCAAAUAG
Molecule: messenger RNA, 299 nt
Organism: Racocetra fulgida
Lineage: Eukaryota; Fungi; Glomeromycota; Glomeromycetes; Diversisporales; Gigasporaceae
Source: the annotation of a GenBank genome assembly